GGUUUCAAUUUAGCGACAGCGACAACUGCAAGCCUGCUGCCAGAGAGAAAUUGUUAUUGUAUGAAUGAAAGAAAUUGAAAAAAGUUAAAUAUUGAUUUAAAGUUAUUUUUGCACUAUUUAAUAUAAAAUAAAUGUGUAGAAAUGAAUUAGUGAAGUGUUAAUGGAUAUACAUAUAUAUUAAAUAUAUAAGUGUAAUCGAAGAAAUAUCAGCGGCAGUUAAAUGUAUAAAUUUUCUUAAUCUGGAGAACCUCUAUCCGUACAUACCAAUACCCGAAUCCGGGGGACGCUAUUCUAAAAUUUACACAACCAUUUUAUAUCUCAUUGUAGAGAUAUAUAAUAUCUUCAUCAAUAUAUUUCUGUAUUUUGAUUCUUUAUAUUUUAUUGCAACCCCAUUGAUAAAAAAUAUUAAAAUAUAAAUAUUUAAAACAUGUGGCCACACGACUCUCCAGUUAUUAACAUCUGAUUGUUUGUCAAAAUAUUCUUUGUAGGGCUACAAUUGUUUUUGAAAGAAAAUUACGUAAAAUUCAUUUACAAUGUCGGUUCUCAAAUCCCAAUAUUACGACCAUCCUGAUGGAGAGGAUGCAUUUGGAAAAAUAGUGGCCACAAAUAAAUAUGCUAUUGGCACCGGCCUUGCUUGGUCAACUAUUGAUGUAUUAAUGUUAUCCAAACCACAAGGAUACCUACCAACAUUAGCGCGAUUUGCAUACAACACAGGGCCAAUGAUGGGCAUGGCAACUGCGUUCACAUUGACAACUUUAGUUUCGACGAAUGUACGCGGCAAGGAUGACAAAUUAAAUUAUGUUAUUGGCGGUUUUGCCGCUGGUGCAGUAUACGGUGCAUGGAGACGGAAUCAUGUUGCCGGCCUCGUUGCUGGUCUUUUCUUUGGUAUAGCAGGUGCUGUAAAAAAACUAUCGAAGGAAGAAGGAUGGGAAUUUUUUCCACCAAUCAAGCAUCAGCAAGGUUCUUUAAAUGGUGUUCUUCAUGACUUUACUCUGAUGAAAGACCCUGCCAAACGUACCACUGAAAAUUAAAAAUGAAGAUAUAUGUAUGCUAAAGAAAUAUUAUAAACAAAAAACGUUUGCUUUUAAAUCUUGUAAAAUUACACAAUUAAGUGUAUUAAGAGAAGCAAAUUAGAAACGAAUACUUACUAAUAGCCUGUUAGUGAAUCCUUAAAUCUUUAUUUUUAAAA
Messenger RNA from Bactrocera oleae (olive fruit fly), 1189 nucleotides. It is a transcript of the gene ND-B14.7, whose product is annotated as NADH dehydrogenase (ubiquinone) B14.7 subunit. NCBI's taxonomy places the organism in Eukaryota, Metazoa, Arthropoda, Insecta, Diptera, Tephritidae. Gene Ontology annotation, biological process: mitochondrial respiratory chain complex I assembly. The record is from RefSeq and is a predicted model, not a curated record.